AAUGAUAAUUUUAGUAAUCCUACAAAUCGUUUAUUAGUUGCAAAAAAUUUUGAAGAAUUUUUAAUUAAAGAAACAAACAGAUUACAUGUAAAAGGACGUUUUAUACAUAUUGGCGAUGAAAAUAUAGAUAAUACAAAACACUUAUCAGAUCGCUUAGGUUAUGAAUUUUAUCAUGCUAAUAAUGGUAAUGCAUCGACAUUUACGCAAAGUUAUAUUCAAGCUACCACGACCACUACUCGGUUUACUACUGAUACUAGCCUUGUCGCUAGAACAACAACACCAAGACCAGUAAAUAUUAAACAAAAUAUUAGUAUUUUAGACCUGAUUGCCUCAUCUCCAGAGGUACCUUCAACGUACAUUGAACUAACGGAUCGAAGUAGACUGAUAACAGAUUAG
Didymodactylos carnosus is the source of this 396-nucleotide messenger RNA. Lineage: Eukaryota; Metazoa; Rotifera; Eurotatoria; Philodinida; Philodinidae. The record is from the annotation of a GenBank genome assembly.